Messenger RNA from Exophiala dermatitidis NIH/UT8656, 1086 nucleotides. RefSeq names its product L-iditol 2-dehydrogenase. The transcript has 4 exons. The record is from RefSeq and is a predicted model, not a curated record. NCBI's taxonomy places the organism in Eukaryota, Fungi, Ascomycota, Eurotiomycetes, Chaetothyriales, Herpotrichiellaceae. Gene Ontology annotation, molecular function: (R,R)-butanediol dehydrogenase activity; zinc ion binding. The coding region runs from base 1 to 1086 and encodes 361 amino acids. Gene Ontology annotation, cellular component: cytoplasm. Gene Ontology annotation, biological process: butanediol biosynthetic process.
AUGUCGACCAUGAGAGCAGCGCGUUACCACGGCCAGCGGGACAUCCGCGUGGAAGAGAUCCCAAUUCCUCAGCCUGGGCCAGGGGAAUGUCUGGUGGAAAUUGAAUGGUGUGGUAUCUGUGGUAGUGACCUACAUGAAUACACCGCAGGUCCUACCGCCAUACCAACGGCUGAGCGGCCCAAUCCAUUAACCGGCGGCACGCUCCCCGUCACACUGGGACAUGAGUUCUGCGGACGCAUCAAGGCUGUCGGCGAAGGAGCAAAGUUCCAGAUCGGACAGCCUGUGAUGGUAGAUCCGCACGUGGGAUGCCGGUCUUGCCCAUCUUGCACUUCUGGAAUGGACCAUGUAUGCCAUAUGCUGUCCUUCAUGGGAUACAGCGGGGGCAAACUUGGAGGAGGGUUGUCGGAAUAUGUCGCGGUCGAGGAAAGCCAUUUGUAUCCCCUUCCAGAAAACGUCAGCAUGGAUUUCGCCGCUGUGAUCGAACCCCUGGUCGUAGGACAACAUGCCGCAAAAGCGGCCGGGACCAAGCUCGAAGGACAAGACAUCCUGAUCGUGGGUGGCGGGCCGAUUGGGGUCGCUAUGAUAUCGGUCCUCAGAGCACAUCGGGUGGGCAAGAUCUUUCUGAGUGAACCAACCGCCAAGAGGUGGCAGCAUGCAAAGGAUGUCGUUGAGAGAGUCAUUGAUCCUAAGAACGAGAGUGUUGGCGAUAUCUGUCGAGAGUUAACUGGUGGCAAAGGCGCAGAUGUGGUCUUUGACUGUGCGGGUGUUCAGCCAGGCUUGGAGUCCGGCAUGGAUGCCAUCAAACAUGGAGGCACUCUGGUCAACGUCGCGGUUUGGGAGAAGCCGCUGCAGAUUCAGUUCUGGCCGUUCUUCCUCAAGGAAAUCAAAAUCAUGAGCUCUUGUUGCUACAAUAAACAGGACUUCGCCGAAGUCAUGGAGUUGAUGAGCAAAAACGAGUUCAAGGGAUACGAACAGAUGGUCACUUCUCGAAUCCCACUUGAAGAGGUCGUUUCGAAAGGGUUUGAGGAGCUGGUCAACAAUAGGGAUGACCAUAUCAAGAUUCUGAUCUCGCCCAAGAUCAAAUAG